Daucus carota subsp. sativus is the source of this 2073-nucleotide messenger RNA. Its product is annotated as vesicle-associated protein 2-2. Bases 412 to 2073 code for a protein of 553 amino acids. Gene Ontology annotation, cellular component: endoplasmic reticulum membrane; plasma membrane. Gene Ontology annotation, biological process: endoplasmic reticulum membrane organization. The transcript has 10 exons. Gene Ontology annotation, molecular function: protein binding. Lineage: Eukaryota; Viridiplantae; Streptophyta; Magnoliopsida; Apiales; Apiaceae. The record is from RefSeq and is a predicted model, not a curated record.
UUAUCUAUAUUUGUUGAAGUCUAUAUAUUAUGUUUAACAACUUUGAUGCUCUUUUGAAUUGCUUCUGGAAAUCUAUUAAGAAAACUCAAUUUUUUUUGCAUUAUUAUAUUCAUAUUUUGUAGGAGAUAGUUACACCACCGUGAUUGUUUGUUAAUUAUUUUUUCCUGUUUUGAGUUCUAUGCAUAGUACUUGAAUUUUGGGCUUGAGUGAAUUUUGUAACUUGAUUUACACAUAUGUAUUGCUUGAUUGUAAGACUUGAGUCAGUUGAGUCAUCGAAUGUUUGUAAAUAUAUGUGUAGAUUUUGUUUUAUGACUUGUGUUUUACUGGAUUUAUAGGUGAAGAGAUCUGGAUUCGUUGGACUGCUGAUUUGGUUUAGUGUUUUAGUGCCUUCCUGGAUUGUUUGAGUUAAAAAUGAGUACCGAACUCCUGGAAAUUCAGCCACAGGAAAUCAGAUUUAUUAUUGAAUCGAAGAAACAAUGUUCAUGCUCUGUUCGAUUAGUCAACAAGACCAACCAACAUGUUGCCUUUAAGGUGAUAACAACAUCUCCCAGAAAAUACCGUGUACGGCCAAACACAGGCGUAUUGAAUCCAAAAGGGAUAUGUGACUUUACAGUUACAAUGCAAGCACAACUGGAUAUUCCUCUUGAUUUGAUUUGCAAAGACAAGUUCUUACUUCAAUGUGCUAUGGUUGUUGCUGGGACGACUGAGGAGGAUAUUACAUCUGUCACAGUACCGUUUAAAGAUUUUUUCACUAUUGACAUAGAUGAAAAGUAUGUUGAGGGGAAGAAGCUUGGAGUGAUACUUGUCAGCCCUCCCAAUUCUAUUACACUUUCUCCAGUCAAUGAAAGACUAAAUCAGGUGCAAUCUUAUGAAGUGUCAAUACCAGAAGAUCAAAAUCCAAAUAGCAUUGAAAACUUAAUUUCUCAUCAGACGGUUACUGAGGAUGCGAAAGAAAACAAAAAGGAUGUUGCUGAGGACUUAAAGCCAAUAAUUAAAGAAAAUACUGAGGAGUCGAUGCAAAGCAAAGAUGUCGUGCAUGAAAUGAAGGAUGAAUUAAUUUCUAAAACGAAAAAGGAUCUGGAGGAGAUCUUGAAAGAUAUUAAGGACUCUAAACCAUUGAGUGUUGUAGCAUCUAAACUAAUGGAUGGGGAUGAGCUGAAGUUAGUGAAGGAAAUUGAGGAGGUGAAGUCAAAAAUAAUAGGAUCUGAAUCAAAGUUAAAUGAGGCCGAGAGAAAAAUUUCAAAGCUGACAGAAGAGAAGAGGCUGAGCACCCAAGACAGGAAAAUUGUACAGGAAUUGGUAUUUCAGAAAAAGGAAGCAUCGACGUCCACCUCUAAGGCAGAUGGUGGAGAUAAUACUAAGCUAACAAAGUUCAAUUCAAUGACUCUAAUCAUUGACUCUGCCAAAGGAGAAGAGAUACAGAUUGAUUCUGAUCUUAUUGAAGGAAAAAGUUCUCUUCUUAAAACUAUUUUUGAGUGUGGGAGGGAAUCAGGGAAGCCUAUAAUUUUUGAAAUUGAUGGAGAGGAAGAGAAUCAUUUCAAGUCUCUUUUGUACUUCCUCCAUAAAAAUAAACUGAAGGAAGAGAUAAAAAGAAGUCCUUCUGAUAUCUAUGGUCUUUUGGUUGUUGCAGACAAGUAUGGUACUACUUCAUGCAUCAAAGAGUGUAGCAGGUCAUUGAAAAAUUUAGAUAUGAUUGAGGAAGUAGCUUUGUUAUACCUUGACCCAUGGAGCAUCCUCAUGAUGACUGAUGUUCAAAACUAUGGAAUGAUAAGAUCUGCCAAACAAUUCUUCAUGAAUAAGUUUGGAGACUUUGAUAGUGCCCCUGAGAAGUUUGAUCUCUACAUGGUUGAGGCUGUGCUUGAAAGUAGUGCUUUACAAAUCGAUUCAGAAGAUGACAUCUAUGACCUCGUCGUCAAAUGGUCAGAAGUUCAAUAUCCAUAUGAGCGACAGCGAAUACAAUUCCUAAGUGAAAGGAUUCAUUCACUUGUGAGAUUCGUGUUCAUGAGCAGAGCAAAACUGAUUGAAGCAAAAUUUUUUUGGAAGAAGUCCCUAAAUCAAACACCUUUCCCAUGA